Molecule: messenger RNA, 1115 nt
Organism: Patiria miniata (bat star)
Lineage: Eukaryota; Metazoa; Echinodermata; Asteroidea; Valvatida; Asterinidae
Exons: 3
Coding region: 159-1088 (309 amino acids)
Source: RefSeq, a predicted model, not a curated record
CUACUUCGAGUUGUACACGAGUGUUGCACCAGACUUUCUCUCGCGUAUUUGAAGUAAUUUGAGCCUAUUAUUCGCUGAAAUAUAGCCACAAAAAACAACAUAAACUUGUCUUAGACAAGCUGUACUUUGAUAGAGACGACCUAUUGAAGUGAAUCGUCAUGAUUACUUGCUUGGUCGUAGUUACGAUCGAGAUACUGCACAUCGCUACACCAUGGCUGAAGGAGAAACUGGCUGGCUCCCCAGAACCUACAGCUGAGCACACUGAGCCUGAGCCAAAGCCAACUGCACCGAAAGUCGGAAAGCUCCGACUGACCAAUCACCAUCACCUCCUCCUGGAUACACAAAUAUGCCGCCAUCAGAUCAACCAAUCGGUGCGCACCACAGAGAAGACCAUGGUAUAUGCAUCGGCCGUCGAGGCAGAGUCGGCCGAGAUCGAGCGCCAAUUGGCCAAAGAGCGACGUCAAGUCGCCAAAGAGAAAGGCGACCUAGAAGCCGGGAUGAAUAAGGAAAAAGCAGCCGUGGUGACCAAGAUAGACGCAGCUCAAGGAUACAUUAACGAGAACCUGGCACCACAGCAUAGCCGACUUCAGGCUCAAUUCCGGCAGAUCCAGAAUGAGAAUUCGCUCCAAGUAGAUGAGUACGAUGGCCUUAAGCAGAGCAUCGAGAACAGUAAAGUUCUGGAGGAUGGAUACAGAAAGCAAAUCGCUGGUAUGGAGAAGAUGUUUAAGGCCAAAUCUGCCCAUCAGGUUUCAGAAAAAGCUGCGAUCAACAAAGAGCAGAAGGAUCUCACCACAGAAAUCAAUAAACUGGAGAAACAGAUAUCCUCUUUGACUUCAUUUCGCCUGCAAGCUCUCAAGCUGGAAGAGCUGAACAUGAACAAUGAGACAGCAGAACUCAAGAGGGCAGCACACAACUACAAAGUCAACGGGGUGCCUAGAGGUCAACUCAUUGCCGCUGUGUGUCUUUAUUAUGGAGCACAGCUGACCGCCUUUGUUUUUGCCGCUAUCAUGCUAGUCUUCAACAUUGCAAUUGUUAGUGCUGCUUUUAAAUUGGACUUGUUGGAUCAACUCAUUGCAAACAUCAUCUAAAUGAACACGAUGAAAAAAGACUACUGG